Messenger RNA from Exophiala dermatitidis NIH/UT8656, 1278 nucleotides. RefSeq lists its product as uncharacterized. The transcript has 2 exons. The coding region runs from base 1 to 1278 and encodes 425 amino acids. Gene Ontology annotation, biological process: positive regulation of transcription by RNA polymerase II. Gene Ontology annotation, molecular function: transcription cis-regulatory region binding; DNA-binding transcription factor activity. Gene Ontology annotation, cellular component: nucleus. NCBI's taxonomy places the organism in Eukaryota, Fungi, Ascomycota, Eurotiomycetes, Chaetothyriales, Herpotrichiellaceae. The record is from RefSeq and is a predicted model, not a curated record.
AUGGAUAACUAUGUUUGCACGGUUGCCAAUCUCCUUCCGCCGUUGCCACACCCACAAAACCCAUAUGCCUCGAUCUACGUCCCCAAGGCCAUGUACGGCGCAUCGAACCAUUUGUUGGGCGUAGGAUACUCUGCAUCAGAGGUACCCUCAAGUAAUGUCGCCAUCUUCUACGCUCUUCUGGCAACUUCAGCUUUUCACUUGCGGGGAUCUGAUCUGGACGGGGCCUCCGAACUAGACCUCACUGCUCGCCGAUUCCGUGCAAAAGCAUUCGCCUAUCUCCAGAAAGCGCUGCAGGAGCCUCUCACAGCUGGUGAAGACCAAGGUCUUGGCCUAAGCAGCACUUCAUCAAAUUCUUCGACAGCGGGGGAAGCAAUCAUCUCAGCAAUGCUGACCUUGAUAACUACGGAUGUCGUGGAAGGUUCCAUGAGUGAAUAUUGGAUUCACCUCGAUGGAGUCAACCGAUAUGCUCGGCAGUUGCGCAGCGAGGUAGGAGAGUCUUCAGGGAUCGAUCGUUUGAUUGCAAUUUCAUCGUUUCUCUCAACUCUUGCCAAUUCGACUUCCGUCGAUCUCCCGCCAAUCCCUUGGUCCGAUGACAACCUCACCAUGUCGGAUUUGAGCUAUUCAGAUUCCGUUGUGACAGAUGGACUCGAAUUCGCAUAUGGGAUUACACCAACUUUGGCAAACUUGAUGCGGCGGGUGGUCGUUCUCGCUCAGCACAUUUCCUACUAUAUCUCAAACUCACUAGACCUGCCCCCACGCCUCAUUUCGGCGUGCAUGAGCUUCUCGGAGACGCUGUCGCAAUGGUCGAUCGAGUCGGAGCCGCUCUCCAGCAUGCUUACCGGCACAGAUGCUGACAUGAACAUCGCCCUGCUCCUGGCCAAGAAUCAUACCCUUGCUUUCGCCCACGGCCUCAGGGUGUAUUAUCACACUCGCAUCCUCCCGUGCAGCCCGGCCGAGAUGCAACGUUAUGUUGAUUGCGUCGCGAACCAUUUGACCAUCAUCGAGGAAAUCAAAACCGCAGUGGGAUUUGACUACAACACCGCGGCCACUAUCACCUGGCCGGGAUUUAUUGCAUCCUGUGAAGCUGGCCGAGGCCGCCCACGCGAGGUCUGGUACCGCUGGUGGGAGGGCAUGAUAAAGUAUCGGAUCGGGAAUAUAGCACACUUGUGGAAAAUUGUGCAAGAGGCCUGGAGGUUGAAGGAUGAGGAUGGCUCAACCGAGGUCCCUGCUUGGAUGCCAGUACUCCGCCGCAGUGGGAAACGGAUACUUGCUGUGUGA